This is a messenger RNA of Bursaphelenchus xylophilus (pine wood nematode), 321 nucleotides long. Lineage: Eukaryota; Metazoa; Nematoda; Chromadorea; Rhabditida; Aphelenchoididae. The record is from the annotation of a GenBank genome assembly.
AUGGACUCAAAGGGAGACUUGGCCCACAAAGCAGUCAUCUUUGUGGGAUCAGAGGAAGACUUGACUCAAAAAAUUUGUCUUUUUAUGGACUCAGAGGAAGACUUGACCCAAAAAGAAUUGUCCUUUUAUGGGCUCAGAGAAAAAGUUGACCCAAAAAAUUGUCCUUUUAUGGGCUCGGAGAAAGACUUGACCCAAAAGAAUGGUCCUUUUGAGGACUCAGAGGAAGACUUGACUCAAAGGAAUUGUCCCUUUUUUAGCCUCUGGGUCAAAGACUUGACCCAAUGGAAUUGUCCUCUUCUUUGGGCACAGAGGAACACUUGA